UAGCACCACUCACCAAAACAGAGUUUGUGAGCGUGUCACUGUGUGAGAGACGACCCGAGCCGGACCCAGGAUGCCUGCGUACUCCACCAACAUGAGGCUGAAGUUCCCCAUCCUGGCCCUGGUGCUGGAAGUUAUCACCAUCAUACUGUUUGGCGUGUUUGCGGUCUAUGACGACGGCAAAGGGCACGGGCACGAUGCACCCUCCAAUCAGACCCACGGAGACGACAACCCCAUGGAACUCUAUCCCAUGUUUCAGGAUGUGCACGUCAUGAUCUUCAUCGGCUUCGGGUUCCUCAUGACCUUCCUCAAGAGGUACGGCUUCAGCAGCGUGGGCGUCAACUUGCUCCUGGCAGCCUUCGGCCUGCAGUGGGGCCUUCUCAUGCAGGGCAUCUGGCAUCUGGAUGACGGGAAGAUCAAAGUCAACAUCUUCAAAAUAAUCAACGCAGAUUUCAGCACAGCUACGGUCUUGAUUUCGUUCGGGGCCGUUCUGGGUAAAACGAGCCCCGUGCAGCUUCUCAUCAUGACUAUUCUGGAGAUCACCAUCUUCUCGGUCAAUGAACACCUGGUGGCCAACAUACUGGAAGCCAAUGACGUUGGGGCGUCCAUGAUCAUUCACGCCUUCGGAGCCUACUUUGGACUGGCAGUAGCUCGAGUACUUUACCGACCGGCUUUAAGAAAUGGACACGAGAAUGACGGAUCCGUUUAUCACUCGGAUCUGUUCGCCAUGAUUGGAACCGUCUUCCUGUGGAUGUUCUGGCCCAGUUUUAACUCUGCCAUAGCGGAAGCUGGCUUGGUUCAGCUCACUGCAGUCAUCAACACCUACCUGUCCCUGGCUGCCUGUGUGCUCUCUGCCUACGCCAUAUCCAGCCUAGUGGAGCAUAAAGGAAAACUGGACAUGGUGCACAUUCAGAACGCUACCUUGGCCGGUGGUGUCGCUGUGGGGACCUGUGCUGACAUGAACAUCGGGCCAGUGGGAGCCAUGUUGAUUGGAUUCGUCGCUGGCAUCAUCUCUACCCUCGGAUUCAAGUACCUAAGUCCCAUCCUGGCAUCCAAGAUGGGGAUCCAAGAUACCUGUGGAGUCCACAAUCUGCAUGGCAUGCCUGGCAUCCUGGGCGGUUUGGCUGGUAUUGUGGCUGUGGCUAUGGGGAAGAAAAGCAACGGUAACGCUGCGAUGCAAGCUGCUGCAUUGGGUUCAUCUCUUGGGUUCGCCCUGAUUGGAGGUGCUCUUACAGGUUUAAUAAUGAAGCUGCCGAUCUGGGGACAGCCUCCAGACCAGAACUGCUUCGAUGACGCUGUUUACUGGGAGGUUCCCGAGGAAGAGGAGGAGAAUGAAGAGAGCUUGGCUCAUGCUGACCACUCAAAGAACAAAACACAAGAGGCCUAGAAGAGGCUUAGCCCAUUAUCCACUGAGCUCAAAAGCCUUAAUUAGCCACACCAGAUAUGUCACCUUUCCAGUUAUGUUAAUGUGAUAGUACAAACUAACUUUUGUGCAUUAUCUUUGGUCAAAUUUGAGGGAGAUUGGUUUGAUUACACAUUAGAAACUGAGCACAUACACAAUUGGUUUACUUUGAAAUUUCAUAUAACGACUAAAUCCAUCUACACUGAGGGCAAUUUUUAUAAACCUUGUGAACACAACUAGAGAUCUUCAAGAAUCUGUCUUGGGCCACUGGAGAAUGAAGCCUGCUUCUACUGCUGACACACUACUGGGUGUGUUUGCGUUUCUUUAGGUCAUUUUAUAUUACAAAAAGCAUGUUUUGAGAUAUUAGUAUAGUGCAUAUAUUUUCAUACCUUAUUUUAUAUUUUUAUACAUCUGACCUUUCAAACAACCUUUGUUUCGUUCUUCUGCUUAAUGUCACCUGACUGGAGCCCGGUCACUGAGUCAGACUGCACGGUCCCCGUGGGGUGGCUCUGACAUGGGCAGGGAUGGUCGAGCUAUACUCUCAAAAACUAGCAAGUUUUCUAAUGAUUUCGAGAAUUUUCAAUCUGACAGCAGCUUACAAUUUCUUUAAAGCAGUGAAGCUCACAUUCAGAGCUGUGUAUUUCAUAUUUAAUAUUAGCUGGGGCAGGCUAAGGCUUGUUGUUGAUUUCUUUUGAUAGUAAAUUUACCCACAGUUGACAUGGUCAGUUUUAUCAAAGCCCUAGGGCGGCAAAAAAAGAGAGAAACCGGUACUGAACCUGAUUUGGAUAUUUUAAUGAAAUGCAUCUGCUUUUGUUUUUUUUUCCUACUUUGUGUGUCACGCUUUUUUGUUAGGAGAUGGAGUUUUACUAUUAUGGGGGGAUCUGAUCUUUGCAUGGCAUCAGGUUUGAAGGCUAAAGAAACUAAUCUACAACCGCAGGGCUCGAUUAAACUGACUGCAUCUAGAAUUAUUAAGUAUUUUGUUUUGUUAAAUGAUUUUUAUACAGUGGGCACAAGACAUGCUUUUAUUUGUAUAAUGUACUAAUACUGUCAUAAUAAAUAUGUUUUUGUACAAUA
Molecule: messenger RNA, 2473 nt
Organism: Betta splendens (Siamese fighting fish)
Lineage: Eukaryota; Metazoa; Chordata; Actinopteri; Anabantiformes; Osphronemidae
Gene: rhag
Product: Rh associated glycoprotein
Exons: 10
Coding region: 71-1384 (437 amino acids)
Biological process (GO): ammonium homeostasis; ammonium transmembrane transport
Cellular component (GO): plasma membrane
Molecular function (GO): ammonium channel activity
Source: RefSeq, a predicted model, not a curated record